AUGUCUUUGAACGGCCUUGACACUCCCGAAAUUAAGGAAGCUCAUGAGACCGCCGCAGCAGAGCCAGGGGGAUGGUUCGUCCUUAAGUAUGCCGGCCGCGAUGUGCUUGAGCUCCUUGGUCGCGGCAACGGUGGAAUAGUAGAGAUCCGCAACGCCAUUUCCCAGUACGAGGAUCCAUCCCCGUUGUACGGCUUUCUACGCUAUAGGAGGAGAAAUGUAAUCAUCAAAUAUCUCCCCGAGGACUGCUCGCGGCUGGUUCAAGCCCGAGUAACCGUCCACCUCGACUCGAUAUGCGAGCGCUUCUCGCCGUAUGAUACAGUUUUUGAGAUUGCGGAUGCCAAGGAGCUAAAGGAUACCAAGCUCUCUGCCGCAUGCUCUCUACACACUGCAUCAGGCUCCACGUCUUCGUCUACCAGUUCUCUUCGUCGCCGCCGCCUUAUGGAAAUUGCCGAGGAGGAGGAGGAACAAAGAGCAAGCAAGCGCCAGUCUGUGGUCAAUGAAGAGAACGACGAAAGUAGGCCAAAGUCCAUUGAGCUGCCACCUGUUGCUCUCGACUCCGGACUUGCCUCCUCACCUGAGGAGUCGCAGUUCUCUGGCAAGGUUGAGCCGCCGCCUUUCGUCGGAGCGGAACCAGAACGCCCGCCUUCUCCAACAAAGUCGUUAGAGACGUAUAGCCAGCUAGAUUCCUACGGAUCUGGUUCUCCGUACUCGUACAAGCCCAAAGUGAAGCUUGGGCCGCGCCCGUCCCUUGACAUGAAUGCUCGGCAGCGCAACGGGACCCUGAGCGGUUUUCGGCCCAUUUCUGCCCUUCCGGCCGGCUUCAAGAUGCAGAAGAAGGAAAAACCCGCCAUGGUGCGACAAUCCAUGGACGAGAAUUCACAUCCCAUUGUGCAAGAGCUUUUUGGAUCCGGUGCUCGGGAUACGCCGAACGCGGUUCCAACUAGGCCUCACACCAGCGGCGGCAUACAGCCACCUCCGAUACCAGAAUCCAAGAUAUUCGUAAAGGCGCCGUUAACUCCUGGCGCCGUUUCGGUUACUUCUGCUAAGUCGUCGAUGUACCCUAAUACCAACAGCCCGGAGAAGUCACGGCUGAAGAAGGCGAUGCAACUGAGGGAAAAGAAGAAGCAAAAAGCUCUGUUGGUGGCUGCAGAUGCCAAGGUAGCUGAGACUGAUGCCGCCCCAGACGUCAAGGCGGCAUGGCCAGAUUCGGAUGGUGUCGGUCAGACGCCAUUGGCGGAGAAUCCAGAGCCUAACGCAGCGGACUCCUCGAUUGCAGAAGUGGAGGAGCAACCGCAGGUUGACAGGCCGCAGCAAGCCGACAAAGAACCAGAAGCUCAGCAGCCUUCUGUCACUGAGCAGUCCCCAGAAACCACACCUGCGACGGAAGCUGAACCAAUAGAACCUGUCAACCAAAGUCCUAAUCAGCAACCGGAAAACGAUGCUGGAACUACACAGGAUGACGGACAGCAAGGCUUGGCUGUAGAUGAUCGCUUCCCUGCGACAACAGCGGCGACGACAGAGUCAGGUGACGACAACUCAUCCUCCUUGGCUCGGGAAGGGACAGUAUCGGAUGCGCAUACCGACUCGUCGCAUCCGGCCUCGCCGAUAGUGGGAUGUUCAGACCUUGGAAACUCGACGAAAGCCUCGUCUGUAUCCGAAGCUACAGAAGAGACUGUGCUGGAUCAGGCCCGACUCAAGCCGACUGAGGCUGCUGAUAAAGAUCAAGCCAACCCAGACGUUCUGGGCGGCGCACUUGAUGUUUCUUGUAGUUCCAGCGCAGAGGUUUCCGAAGGAGCUGAGCAAAAAGAUGUAGCUAUGGCCACUGGGAGAGGGGGUCAGGUUGCUGACAGGCAAGAGCUGGAGGAACCGGCUCCUGUGCAGUUGCCGAUAUCAAAAUUCGCAUCUGCUGUCAUCAAUGAGACAACAGUAGGGAGCGAUAGGAAUGCUGCUGCGGAACACAUCCCUUCACAACCUGAAUCAACAAGCCCACGGCUUGACAUUCCAAAGUCCAAAUUCUCGACAGUAAAGCAAGAGCCUGCAAGCCCGUCUGGCAGGUCCCCCGACACUCCAACCAUUGCCAUCAACGACCAAGGGGAGAAAGAGGAUGAGAAGGAAAACCAAGAUCCCGAGAAGCAUAGAUCUGGUUCAGCUGCCGGGUUGUCGAAACAAAAGCGAAAGGUAUCCAUUGACCCAAUCCGAAUCGAGACAGCCAAUCUCUCCGAUGACGAGGAUCUCAUGGAUGAACUGCAGACGGCGACCUUGCAGGAAGCCCGCCCUAUGAACAUCUCCAAGUCUCCAAUCACACCAGUAUUUCCCACACAACCUUUAGCUGCUCCAGCAGCCGCAAACACCGACGAGUUGAGUCCUCGGCCAAUCACCAGCCAGGGCAUACCUAGCAGCUCAGUUACCGAUUCUCCAGCCGGGCCCGCUGGACCCGCCAUAAGACCGAUGACCGCCGCCAUGGACUCGCCCUCUGGUUCUGGGACCAGCACUCCUCAAGGCUACCAUGGCAUGCGAUCUGCAUCGAAUCCAACCGCCCGUGCUCCCCCUUCCCUGUUAUCGGCCACUGGGGAUGGCGACAGACCAUUGGGCGUGAGGGCAGCAUCCUCAGGGUCUGCCUUUUUGAACAGGUUUGGGUCAUCUUCAGGAACAGCACCACCCUCGCCUUCACCAUCAGUCGCGUCAACGUCUGCUGCAAAUCUCCUGUCAAAGAAGACAGGCGUUGGCAGCAGCAUCUCACAGCGCAUCAAGGCUUUGGAGAAGCUGUCGGCCGCUGGUCUCCCCUCCUCGAAUGCAACAGAGCGGCCACAGUCGGCAUUCUUUGCCGUUCGCCAGCAACCGUCGAUUGGUCGUGGCGAAGCGUCCUCACGGGCCCCAUCGGUUGUAGAGCGGGCAACCUCCCUGGGUCAGGACCCGACGCCAUCUCCUCCUCGGUCCCGCGGGAGAGACAUCUCGACGACGGCAGGAAGCAUCCGGGACAGGUCUGGAUCUAUCUCCAGCAGACUGUCGGUUUUUGAGGGCGGGAACCUGCCCAGGGGCAGGCCAGAUUCUAUUCAGGUGACGGCCCGUAUCGUCAGGGAUCCUCGCCAGCAGUUUCCCAGAGUGACCGAGCCACGCGCCGAUACGAAUGAUGGAUCGAUGUUGGACCUGAAGCCUUCGGUUCUGGUGGUUGACCACGAGAAGGCCUCGGAUGAGUCGCAAGAGACGGCAGUCGCCCCAGUGGAAACACGCAAGGAGACUCUCCUGCAGCGUCGGCAGUCAAAAAAGGAGAAGCGCAGGUCCCAAUCCGAGGAUGCAGGGAGCACUGGCGGUGAUGGAGCUGGAGAUGAGGUCGGUGAAGAUGGUAAUCCUCGCAGGCGCUCCUCUCUGAGCAUCGUCAAAGAUUUCAUCAAGGACCGCCGCCGCAGUGUGCUCAGCGGUGGCAAAUCUCCAUCGACGGACAACCUCCACAGCGCUGUGCUGAGCCCAAGUCCUCUGGCCAGUCCUAAUGCGUCCCGUUCACCAUCCAGGCCACCCUCGGUGCACCAAAGCAGCGGCAUCUCGGGACGUUUGAGCAUCUCCAGCCGGCGGUCCUCGACCAGCAAAGAUAGGGAUCUCCCCCCCGUUACUGUCAUGUCGCCUAGCAAUGGCCCCGAGGCCAGCGGCUCUGGAGAUGAGAGUGUCAAGGCGACCGAGAAAAAGAGCAGAGCUAGUCGGUUUAUCAGACGCCUAUCAAGCUCCUUGAGCUCCAGCCGGAAGACAGUCACCCCCGUCAUGUCUCCUACCGUCGCCGAGGAGGAAUACGACGGCGACGACCAUGGCUCCUUCUUCUCGGGAGGGCAACAGACCCACCACCACCAGCCAACGCAGCUGGCUUACAUGGGCGAUGUGAAUGUCCAGUUCCCCGACAACCUCCUUUGGAAGCGCCGUACGAUGUGCCUGGACUCGCAGGGCUUCCUGAUCCUUAGUGCAGUGCAGGGAAUUGCCGCUGCAACUGCCACCAACACGACGGCGCUGAAUGGCAUCAAGCGCUACCACCUGAGUGACUUUCGCUUGCCGUAUGCCCCCGAGAUGGAGCAGCAGGAGCUCCCUAACAGCGUUUGUCUUGAUUUCCUCGAGGGCUCAAGCCUACAGAUUGCAUGUGAGGACCGCGCCGGUCAACUAAACACUCUCCGUGCCCUGCAAGAUGCCCAUCGUAAUCAUACGACUUUCGGACAAUGA
Molecule: messenger RNA, 4200 nt
Organism: Pyricularia pennisetigena
Lineage: Eukaryota; Fungi; Ascomycota; Sordariomycetes; Magnaporthales; Pyriculariaceae
Exons: 4
Coding region: 1-4200 (1399 amino acids)
Source: RefSeq, a predicted model, not a curated record